GGUAACCUCCGCCCAAUAUUGACUUAACUGCACAUGUGAAAGCAAAGACAAAACCGUAUUUAAGUCAAAAUGAACAUGUGAAAAUCAUAGUUUAACACGUCAUGGUCAUAAGGUUAGCUUCCCUUCUUGUCGCCUUGACAUUGGUCUUUUGCCAAGAAGACAAUGAAAUUGUUACCAAAAACUUUCUCGGCAUCGGAAGAAUGCAGGCUGUAGCUGUUUCUGGAAGACUAAUCUGUAAUGGACGACCAGCUACAAAUAUUAAGAUCAAACUGUAUGAAAAUGAGAUUCUGUUUGAUCGACUCAUGGAAGAAAGCCGUACAGAUUCAAAUGGACAAUUCAGAGUUUCUGGCUCAAAACGAGAAAUUUCAAGGAUUGACCCAAAAGUCAACGUUUAUCACAAAUGCAAUUAUAAUGGGUUGUGCUCCAAAAAAUUCACUAUAAAAAUUCCAAAGGAUUAUAUCAACCGUGGUAGUCAAGCAGAACGAACAUACGAUAUAGGAACACUAAACUUGGCAAACAAAUAUCCAGGAGAAUCUACCGAUUGUAUUAAUUGAUUGAUUUGGUUACUUUUAAUUACACAUAUUUUCAAAUAAACUAUUCAUGAGCAGG
This is a messenger RNA of Caenorhabditis elegans, 609 nucleotides long. RefSeq names its product Transthyretin-like family protein (gene ttr-29). The coding region runs from base 102 to 554 and encodes 150 amino acids. The record is from RefSeq and is marked reviewed. Lineage: Eukaryota; Metazoa; Nematoda; Chromadorea; Rhabditida; Rhabditidae. Gene Ontology annotation, cellular component: cell surface; extracellular region. The transcript has 3 exons.